This is a messenger RNA of Aspergillus thermomutatus, 1965 nucleotides long. RefSeq lists its product as uncharacterized. The transcript is spliced from 6 exons. The record is from RefSeq and is a predicted model, not a curated record. Gene Ontology annotation, biological process: nucleoside metabolic process. Bases 1 to 1965 code for a protein of 654 amino acids. NCBI's taxonomy places the organism in Eukaryota, Fungi, Ascomycota, Eurotiomycetes, Eurotiales, Aspergillaceae. Gene Ontology annotation, molecular function: catalytic activity.
AUGAUCAGGCUGCGAAGGCCACCGCAUCGACGUCGGCAAGUCCCGAUCGAAAGAAGGUUGCGCCCUUUGGCUGACGGUAGUGAUCAAUACCCCGCAGUCACGUCUCCGUCUUCUCCUGUGACGCUCUACUCCAGCUUCCACCCGCCUCCAACAGCCUCGUACGCUUCCCUCUGCACCAUGGCAACCCACAACGCCCUCAAGAGCCCCAACUCUUAUGGGAUCGCCUGGAUCGCUGCUCUUCCCAUUAAGCGGGCCGCUGCGGAAGCGAUGCUUGAUGAGGAACAUGCAGCUCCGACCGGCUUCGCUAGACACCAGACUGACGCAAACGUUUAUACAUGGGGCCGCGUGGGGGAGCACAAUGUCGUCAUCGCCUCUCUGGCAUCUGGAGUCUACAGGACCACCUCGGCUGCGACCACAGCCUCGAGCCUGCUUGCCUCUUUGCCAUCCAUCCAUCUUGGUCUUUUGGUCGGCAUAGGGGGCGGCAUCGCUCGACCGGACGAGGGCUACGAUAUCCGGCUAGGUGACGUUGUGGUGAGCCAGCCCCGUGGGACCAUGGGCGGUGUCUGCCAGUACGACUUGAUGAAGGCAAAGUCUGGCGACAAGCGUGAGCGCAAUGACUUCCUCAGUCGGCCUCCGACUGUCCUCCUCAAUGCGCUUACCAGCAUCCAGGCCGAUCAUGAGCGGAGAGACUCCAAAAUUCCCUACUUCCUUCAAGAGAUGCUGGAGAAGAAUCCAAAGAUGGGCAACUUCAUACAAACACACACGGCCGACCCUUACAUCCACUACGGGACCAUUGCAUCUGGAAACAUACUCGUUAAAGAUGCUGCUGCGCGCGAUUGGAUUAUUGCGGACCUUAGUGAGGAUUGCGUCUGCUUUGAGAUGGAAGCAGCCGGCCUGAUGAAUUACUUUCCCUGUCUUGUGAUCCGAGGGAUCUGCGACUACGCAGAUUCUUACAAGAAUGAUCAAUGGCAACGCUACGCUUCGGCGACUGCUGCUGCGUAUGCCAAGAAGCUUCUGGCGUACGUGCCGGUCGCAGAGCUUCAACAGUCCAAGAGGGCACUGGAAGUGCUUCAGUUGGCGCAACUUUCUCAGAGGUGUGAUUUCACAGAGAAGUCCUUGUCCCAUGAUCUUCUCGAGAAUAUCCGGAAGAAAGUUGGCGACGAAGCUGACGGCAUGUUCAGGUGGGCGUUCUGCCAAUUGGACAGCCUGGCUCGAUGUCAUCACGCGGCAGCUAUGGAGGAGGCUCUCGAAUCUUUGCCGUUGAAUCUGAAUGAGACAUACUGGCGCAUGAUUGCAAGCAUACCGACUGAGCUGAAAAAUGAUGCGAUACACCUCCUACAAUUCCUAGUGCACUUCAAGCGACCCCUCAAGCUGGUCAAGGCUAAAGAAGUGAUAGCAACGCAAAUUGAAAAUAAGCCACUAGGGUUUGACAUCAAGCGUCGACUUCUUUGCGAAACUGAUGUUAUAGAUUACUGUCCUAGCUUAGUAACAGUCGUUCACGCCAUUGAUACAGAGCUACAUCUUGCCCACAUUCCUGUCAAAGAGUACCUUCUUGGAGAGAAUCAUUUCAAGAUUCCGACGGCUAGCAUUUCCAUCACGAGGACGUGCUUGACUUAUCUUACGGACAUCGACGGUAGCCACAGGGUGAUCCAGCGGGAUUUUCCGAUGGCAAGAUAUGUGGCGGAACUCUGGAUAGACCAAGCUGCGUUGGCUCAGGCUUCAGAAGAUAUAGUUCAAGUCACAGUCAGGUUCCUAGAAAAGGAAGCGACAUUCCAACGAUGGUGUCGUUUGUAUCAGGUUGACGGGAGUUGGGACAAUGACCCUGGUCCUCCGCGAGGGUCCAGGCUCUACUAUGCUUACUUCAUUCGACUGGUAGCGACUGCACGAGAUCUUAUUCACAGGGGAGCAGACGUUAACGCGCAGGGCGGCUACUACGGUAAUGCUCUCCAGGCCGCCUCACAGUGA